AAAAUAGUUAAAGAGGUAUCCUCCGUUUGGGUUUAUCGGGUCUAUUCUCUCCUCUCUCUACAUCACCAUCGAGCGGUGAUAAGUUCCGUCGACUUGCCAGCUUUUACGGCGUCGGCUUGGCUCAUGUCUAGAAUCACCCAAUAGCAACCCAAAAUCAAAAUUUUGCUUCAGCCGAUUUCUUGAAUCACCCAAUAGCAACCGAUUUUGGAGCAACACACUAGCAACUUUCUUAAAUUCACCUAAUAAGAGCCGUUGAUUUUGGAGCAAUACAGAAGUUCAGAACGCUUUCAAAUUGGGGCUGCUGCACAUCAAACACAGUAUAAAUCAAUCAUCAGUAGGUCUUCAAUGACACAAAUAAUAAAAAAAGUUGUGGAUUCGCCAGUGAACUUGCUCGAUCUUCUCUGCAACAUUUCUCAACUCAGCAAUGGAUUCUUCUAUGAAGUCUUUCAAUCCAAACAAGCAUUUGAAAGAACAAUUUGUCAGCAACCUAACUGGAUCUUCCAUGCUUGAGCUUUUCGUACUUUCGGCAAUAUUUCCUAUGCUUAUUCUGCUCCGACAUAUCAUAGGCAUCUGCACUAUAGAUCAUGUUACUGAUGAUACUCCGUCAAAUAAAAAGGAUACUACAACAGUUGCAUUAAGAAAUCGAAGAGGUUACAUCUUCACAAUGAUAGUAGAUUUUCUCUCCAUUAUUCUUCCAUUCACUCUGUUCUGUACCGUUCUAGCAGAUUGGACAUAUAUAAAUGGAGUUCUUUGUAUGGUGGUCCUGCUUUUCUUUGCUGCAUCUCAGAGACAUGGAUCUUGCUGGGAUCAGAAAGAAGGCGUUCAUUCUUUGAGUACAUACGUAUCUUCAUAUAGGGUUUCUAUGAUGCUUAUCACAUGCAUUUGUAUUUUGGCCGUUGACUUCAAAAUAUUUCCUAGAAGAUACGCUAAAACCGAGACUUACGGUACUAGUGUGAUGGAUAUGGGGGUUGGUGCAUUUGUCUUUGCAAAUUCCUUCGUUUCCCGUCAAGCUCGGGGUGUUUCAACAAUGGGUUUGAGAAGUGCACUAUCCUCUACUAGCCCGUUACUUGUUCUCGGGUUUGCUAGACUCGUUACUACAACUGGAGUUGACUAUCAGGUACACGUGGGAGAAUAUGGUGUUCACUGGAAUUUCUUCUUCACACUUGCCGGUGUAGCGGUUCUAACCUCAAUCGUUAACGUCUCUCCAAAGUAUUGUGGACUUGUAGGUUCAUUAGUACUAAUAGGGUACCAAGUUUGGCUAAUGAAUGGAUUGAACUCUUAUCUGCUUUCUGCCGAACGGGGAACCGACAUUAUUAGUCAAAACAAGGAAGGAAUCUACAGCAUAUUUGGGUAUUGGGGCCUGCAUUUGAUCGGUGUUUGGUUGGGCAACAAUGUUUUGUUUCGGAAGAACGCUAAUAUGAGAACUAACGGAACGGCAAGAAAACAAAUUUGGAUUCUAGUUAUAUUCUUCUGGUGUUUGACCUUGAUUCUGGACCGUUUCGUAGAAAGACCUUCGCGUAGAAUGUGCAACGUGACAUACAUUACAUUGAUAUUGGCUACAAACCUACAGAUGUUGGGAGUAAUAAUGCUUUCAGAUUAUAUCCCGGGUGGUAAAUUAUCACUAUUGGAACAAGCAAUCAACCGAAACUUGCUUGCAUUUUUCAUUGUGGCGAAUUUGCUGACCGGAUUGGUGAACUUAUCCGUCAAUACGCUGUUUGUGUCGCCACUUACGGCUCUGAUUAUUUUGAUUGCUUAUGGUUUUACCGUAUGUGCUGCUGCAGCGUUUGCGGAUUAUAAAGGUAUCAAGUUAAAAUUUUGGUAAAAUCAGCUUUUGUAUUACUUUUUUGGUACAUUUAAAGUUAUUUAAUAUGUCUUACCUAGUUAUAAUCCUGAUUUUUCAUUGGUUAAACAACCCUCUAAUAGUUUAUCGGUACAUUUUGGACAGCAGUUGUCAGUUGUGUUGUAACUGAACUACUUGUAUUAAUAACUUGACUUUAUAA
This is a messenger RNA of Helianthus annuus (common sunflower), 2000 nucleotides long. RefSeq lists its product as uncharacterized. Lineage: Eukaryota; Viridiplantae; Streptophyta; Magnoliopsida; Asterales; Asteraceae. Gene Ontology annotation, cellular component: membrane; endoplasmic reticulum. The record is from RefSeq and is a predicted model, not a curated record. Gene Ontology annotation, biological process: protein localization to plasma membrane; GPI anchor biosynthetic process. The transcript is spliced from 17 exons. The coding region runs from base 425 to 1822 and encodes 465 amino acids. Gene Ontology annotation, molecular function: glucosaminyl-phosphatidylinositol O-acyltransferase activity.